This is a messenger RNA of Momordica charantia (bitter melon), 877 nucleotides long. RefSeq lists its product as uncharacterized. The record is from RefSeq and is a predicted model, not a curated record. Gene Ontology annotation, biological process: protein transport. Lineage: Eukaryota; Viridiplantae; Streptophyta; Magnoliopsida; Cucurbitales; Cucurbitaceae.
AAAGAGAGUCAACCAUUCAUUCACUCUGAAAAACAUGAGAAGAAUUCUGAAUCCUCUGCUCGGAAGAACUUUCAAGUCCUCCAAUUUCAGACGUCUUAUUCACUCCGCUUUCACCCGCCUCCAAUCGCUCAACACCCAUCGCCGCCGCAGAUAUUCCCAGGAUCGCGACGACGUCGUUCGCCUCCUCCAACAGGAUGGCCUCCACAAUCUCGCCCUCUCUCGUUGCGAGCAAGUAAUUAAACAUCAAAACCUUUUGGAUGCUUAUGGUAUGAUUGAAGGCUAUCUCAAUCUCUUGAUGGACAGAAUCUACCUUCUUGUACAACAGAGAGAAUGCCCUGAUGAACUGAAGGAGGCAGCAUCGGGUGUGGUAUAUGCAGCUUCAAGAUGCAGAGAUUUUCCAGAACUUGAAGAAAUUAAAUCAGUCUUGACUUCUCGUUUUGGCAGAGAGUUCAGUGGUCGUGCUGUUGAAUUGCGCAACAACAGUGGUGUAAAUGAAUUGAUGAUGCAAAAACUGUCCACAAGGAAGCCCAAUAUGGAGAGUAAAAUGAAUCUUCUAAGAGCCAUUGCUUCUGAGAAUGUCAUUGCUUUGCAACUCCAUCAGGACCAACCUUCUCUUCCUUACCAGGAAAAAUUGGAAGGAAACAAAAGGGAAAACCGGGGAGGGCCAAUUGCUAAGAAAUCAAAUGGUUCAUCCAGUUCCACUUCUAUGCAUGAUAAACCAAAGAACACGAGCCCAUAUCGAACCCGUAGCUCAACCCGCAAACGUUGAUACAUUUAUGAGCUUAAUAAUUUUGUAAUAUUUAAACUAAUUUGUUUUGACUUUAUAUCAAUUUUAUUUCCUUACCAAUAGAUUGAAUCAGGGAUAAAACAUGGUAAA